ACGGAUUGUAUAAAAGUCGAAACAGAGCGACUGAAAAUCAUUCGAUCGAUUCAGUUCGCCAAAACUUCCUUGGCAUUGAUAUAUCGACAAUUUCGACAUGACCAAGACGAUCGCGAUCUUUCUGCUGGCAGUCGCUCUAAUCGCAACAUCGGCGAUGGCCCAAUUCGGCGGUGGACCUGGAGGAUUUGGCGGCGGGGGUGGAGGACCAGGAUUUGGAGGUGCAGGAGGAGGAGGUCCAGGUGGAUUUGGCGGAGGUGGAGGAGGUCCGGGUGGAUUCGGUGGAGGUGGAGGAGGUCCGGGUGGAUUCGGUGGAGGUGGAGGUGGACCAGGAUUUCUCCAAGCAGGAUUUGUCGACGAAGGUUUUGUGGAUGAAGGAUUCGUAAACGAAGGAAUCGGCAGAAAAUGACUGCGCGGUUGCAACCGUGAAGAUCAGCGAUUAAAAAGGACCUCGCAAGAAUCAGGAUUUGACAAUGGAAACAAUUCUUUAAAUAUUUCACCUCGACUUCUGUAUAUUAUUAAUCCUCACUGUAUUCGCAAUGCAAAAUAAAUAUCAAAAAUGUAACAAAACUUAAUAAAUGGAAAAACAAAA
Neodiprion fabricii is the source of this 589-nucleotide messenger RNA. Its product is annotated as WW domain-containing protein C660.06-like. NCBI's taxonomy places the organism in Eukaryota, Metazoa, Arthropoda, Insecta, Hymenoptera, Diprionidae. Bases 98 to 406 code for a protein of 102 amino acids. The record is from RefSeq and is a predicted model, not a curated record. The transcript is spliced from 2 exons.